Molecule: messenger RNA, 1092 nt
Organism: Trematosphaeria pertusa
Lineage: Eukaryota; Fungi; Ascomycota; Dothideomycetes; Pleosporales; Trematosphaeriaceae
Exons: 2
Coding region: 49-1092 (347 amino acids)
Source: RefSeq, a predicted model, not a curated record
CUACCGGCUUAGGUGAUCCACCACUUCAAGCUCCCAGCUUCCGCAGCAAUGUCCAACUCGGAGUCUUUCUCAAACGCCCUCUUCUGCGACAACAUCGGCGAAACAUUCUCAGACGUGCGAUGUUGCUACAUCAACGAUCAGACGACGCCCACAUGCCGGCGGAACUUCAACGCUAGCGGACCCACCUUCACAUUUGGAUGCAAUAACGGUGAUUGCAUUUCGGAAUGUCAAAAACCGACAAUCUUGUACAGUUCAGAAAUUCAGGACGAGCCAUCUACUGGCAACGGCCAGGCGCCCAUCCAACGCUUUCGCACAUGUGUGAACGUGCCCGCGAUAUCUGGCUUCGCUACGCAGGGCUCUCUGAGCGAGGACACCACUGCUGCCGUAGGACGGCAUAUUCCAUCAGAUUCCCCUGAUGCUGCCUUGGCGAAUGUGACGAAUGUGGUGACAGAGUGUCUGACGCAGACAUGCAAAGCAUCAAGAAACCCAAGUGCAUGCUCCGGACCGUGUUCGGCAGUGAAUAUGUUAGUCAGCUGGACAAGACCAAAUAUUGGUGGCGUAAACGGGUGCUUGAACAAGCUUUGUACUGGUGGCUAUGAAUCUCUCCCAUAUGCGGAUGCGGAUGUGAUUGGGAUUGGGGUUUUUUCGUCCUAUAUUCUGCAAUGUUUAUUGCUUAUGCUACUCUGGCUCGGCCUCUACUGCUUCUCGCGCUCCAACCGGAAGCACUCGUCCACGCUCCUAUCCAACCCGCACGAAAGGCCUUCUGAAACUGUCCAAGGAGUCAAAUCAUCGGGAGACGCCCCACUGGAAUCAGCAGGCGAGACAAUUACUCACCAGUCAAUCCUCGAGACCUGCCUGCUCCAGUUUCACAUCUCCCAAUGCUACUUCAGCGCUACGAUUCAGAUCGCUUCUCUGGCUUAUGGGAUCUUCUCUGAGGACAUGCUUUUAACCGUCCUGCUUAUUCCACUUUCUAUCAACGGGAUCCUUCCUAUCUUGUUCGGUAUGCUUCUCCUUAACCAACGGGGAAAAGCCUCGCUAGAUAUCACGCUGCUUAGCGUCGCUUGCUGGCUUCUGUCGUCCAUCGUGUAUUGA